UUCUAUUUUUAGCCACCGGGACAGCAUACCUACUGGUCCGGUGACUCUCGUGUCGCAUAAUUCUCUUCGCUCGGAGUAAAUAAAAUAUCUUAUCUUUUCGGGAUAAUUUGUUGACUUAAAAGAAAUGAGCAAGACUGAUCCAGCGUUUUCCAGGGUUGACCCCAAGCGGUCAGGAUUCUACAUAUGGAGGAUUGAGAACAUGCAAGUUACGCCCAUAGCCAAGGAGUUCUAUGGAGAGUUCUUCAGGGGAGAUUCUUACAUCGUUUUGUCCGGGGCUGAGGAAGGCCAGAUACCUAAAGGUGUUAAUGUACAGAUCAAAGAGAUAAAAGGAGGUCCACUGGAUAGUCAUGUCCACUUCUGGCUUGGGAAUGACACCUCGCAGGAUGAAGCUGGUGUUGCAGCAUACAAGUCUGUUGAGCUUGACGAUCUUCUCGGUGGAUCACCAGUUCAGCAUCGUGAAGUUGAAGGUCAUGAGUCUCAACGUUUUCUGAGCUACUUCCCAUCCGGCAUCAAAAUUAAACAAGGUGGUGCUAAAUCUGGGUUCCAUCAUGUUGACAAGGGAGUUUUCCAACCAAGAUUGAUUCAUGUCAAAGGAAAGAGAAAUCCCAGAUUUUCUGAGUGUCCUGAGAUAGACUGGGAGCAAAUGAAUCAUGGAGACUGCUUCAUUUUGGACCUUGGCAAUGUCAUCUUCCCUUGGCUGGGUGCUAACUGCAAUAGGACAGAGAAAAUGAAAACAGUGGAGCAUUGCUGCAGGCUGAGAGAUGAACGAGGUGGAAAGGCUAACAUUGUGUUUGUGGACGAUGGUCAGGAAGACAAACUGGACAAAGAAUCCAAACAGCUCUUUGAGAAAUAUCUGAACAUUAAAGAUAGAAACAAAAUCAAAGCAGAGAAAGAAGCAGGAGACGACGAAGCCAGUGAGAGAAUUUUGUCGGCUAACAUCAAGCUGUUUUCAUGUAAAGAAGAAGAGGGCACUUUGAGGAUACAGGAAGUGAAGCCAGGACCUCUGUAUAGAAAGGACUUGGUCUCUGAUCCCAGUCAGAAAUAUAGCAAGGAUUCCUUCAUCAUAGACAAUGGGCCAACAGGUUCCUGGUUGUGGAUUGGAAGGAAAGCUUCACCCAAAGAAAAGAAAGAAGCUAUGAGAAAUGCUGUGGGUUUCCUCAAGAAGAAAGGUUACCCAUCAGACACUAAAGUGACUCGUGUAGUUGAAGGGGCGGAGCCAUCCGAUUUCAAGUGUCUGUUUAAAGACUGGCCUCAACCACCACCUCCUGGCAAAGUUUACUCCAGAAGUAGAAUCGCUAAAACAGUCCAGACCAAGUUUGAUGCAACUACGCUCCAUAACAACCAAGCUUUAGCGGCAGAGUCUCAAAUGGUUGAUGAUGGGUCUGGCAAAGUGGAGGUUUGGAGAAUUGAAGACUUCCAGAUGGUGCCAUUGGAAAACAUUCAUUACGGAGAGUUCUACGGAGGAGACUGUUAUGUCAUACUGUAUACAUAUAAUGUCCAGGGGAGAGAAGCCUACAUCAUUUACUAUUGGCUAGGUUUAAAGUCCACAACAGAUGAGCAGGGCACAGCAGCGCUGAUGGCCGUACAGCUGGAUGACAAGUACAACGGAAAGCCAGUGCAGGUGCGUGUAGUACAGUACAAAGAGCCACCACACUUCAUGGCUUUAUUUGGAGGAAAGAUGGUCAUUUUUGAGGGAGGUAAAGCUGGCUGGACCAAAGGGAAAUCUGUCAAUGGAGUACAGUAUGAGGGUCCAGGAGAUAAAUACAUGCUGCAGGUCAGAGGUACAUCAGCGUUGACGUGUAAGGCUGUCCAGGUGCCACUCAGAGCAUCUUCAUUAAAUUCCAAUGAUGUCUUCGUCAUUUUCACAAAAAGUGCCGUCUACAGCUGGGCUGGCAAAGGAUGUACUGGGGACGAGCGAGAGAUGGCCAAAAAUAUUGCUGCAAGGUCACCAAGAGUUCUGACUACUGUAUUUGAAGGCCAAGAGAAGCCAGAUUUCUGGAAUGUCUUAGGAGGCAAGGAAGAGUAUGCUUCAGAAAAACUUUUACAGGAUGAAGGCAGUCACCCUUGUCGGUUGUUCCAUUUAUCCAAUGCUAGAGGCUACAUCCAUGUUGAAGAAGUCUAUGAUUUUGUCCAGUCAGACUUGAUAGAAGAUGAUGUCAUGUUGCUGGACGCCUGGGAAAGUAUCUACAUCUGGUUUGGGAAGAACAGUAACAAGGCUGAGAGGGAGGCCUCGCAAACAUGUGCCAUUGAAUACUUAAAGACAGAUCCAGCUGGUCGAGAUAUUGACACACCAAUUCUGUGUAUUAAACAAGGAUUUGAGCCACCCUCCUUCACAGGCUUCUUUGGUAUUUGGGACAGAGACAUCUGGUCUAAAGGUUUAUCGUUUGAAGAAUUAAAGAAACAGGUUGGAGAAAGUAAUAUUCCCAUUGUUGAAAUUAAACAGAAUGGCAUAAGUGGCAGCCCAGACUUUAAUGAGGUUCCCAAGUAUUCAUUGGUGGAGCUCCAAGUGGCUGCUGAGGAGUUGCCCUCAGGUGUAGACCCCAAUGCUAGAGAGAUACAUCUCAGAGAUGAUGAGUUUAAGAAAGUCUUUAACAUGUCUUACUCAGACUUCAACAAAUUGCCAGGCUGGAAACAGAAACAGAUGAAGAAAAGCUUUAAGCUCUUUUAGCUGUCACCAUUCAUUUUUAUGUUUGCAUACUAUACCACUGAAACCUGCCAGCUUUGUGUAUAGUACCUAUGUGAAAUAUCUCAUGCAAUAGAGGAAAGAGAAACACUGGCCGCUGUAUAACGACAUAAUAAAAGUUGACCAGUCAGCUUGUUGCAUUAAUAUGUUCCAAUUCGUAUAAUAAUUCUCUUUUUUAGUUCAAAACAUUUUGCAUUUUCAUGCUGUUUCCAUAACCAAAAAGAAAUAUAGUAAUGAAUAAACAACAAAAAAAAACAACAUUUGAGCUACUGGCCCUAUCCACCUACCUUACCUAUGAUGUUAGAUACAAAAAUUUUACACAGCAGCUUAAAAAACAUUUUAAAUCAACACUUUCUACCCAAUUCUGUAUAUUAGACUUUUGACUCUGAUUUCUUAUCACUUGCUAUUUAACACAAAAUAAAUAUAAAUUAUAUCUUGGACAAAGGGGACUGAAAUCAGGACUUUGUAUUCAUUUUUUUUUUUCAAAUCUAACCAUGCUAAUUAAGAGUUAUGUAACUAAGAACUGCGAAUAUAUAUAUAAUAGAUCAUUGUUUGUUGGAGUCUAUACGUUUACACUUGGAUAUUUUCUUUGUUCUCACUUAUAACCUUGGAGAUAGUCAGAUGGUUAGACCUAUGUCAGUGAUGAAUAGUAAGAUGACUUUGUAUAACAGAAAUUCUUCUUUGCUAAUUUCCUAUCCCAUAAUCAUCAUCAUUAAACUUAGUCUCUUCUUCUAUAUUUUGUCUCUUCCAUAAAAUUAUAAUUUUACAUUAAAAUUUGGUCCCGGUUCUUUGCUUUAAUUUUGUUUUUGUUUUUUUAUUGUAAAUCGAAUCUAGAUUUUUAGUUGUAACUGCAACUAGAUUGAAUAUUGUAUCAUGCUUUAACUCUUUCUCUUCUAACUGACAAUACCAGCGUUGAUUCCACCAGAAUGUGGUAAAUAAUUACGGAGAAAAAGAGUUAAUAUAAACAAGAUCACUGAGCUGGUAGAUAAGAAAGUAAGAAGACUGUUGGUUCUUCUUAGAGAUGCUAUUGAAACAAUUGUUGUUUAUUUUUAUGUAGAUCACAUGAUUGAUUCUCAUACAUUGGUUUGUUAUUGUUUUACUAUGUCAUUAGGACUUUGUCAAUGAAAAAUGUAUUUAUAAUGUAUCAGUCAUGUUGAAUUGUUUGAGGGAUUUAUCCAUUUUGUAGUGAUUUGUAUUGUGAACUUGAAUAAGUUUGUAAAAUUGGAUUUUCAUAAAGUUAUUGAUGAAUAUUGGACUUAGUUUGAGUUAACAGCGUUGAUGAUGCAAAAACAGACAUGUCUUGCUGUUAACUCUCUCACUACCAUUAAACAAAACUAAAAAAAAAUUCAAACAAACCAAUUUUAAACUCAUAGGCCAUGCUAUCAUUAAAUUUCUUUCCUUUACCAAGGUUUGUUUGGUGAAAGUGAGGAAAUGUUUUCUGUUUGACCUUUAGUUUAGUUUUUUUAAUUUGUUGAAAAGUUUAUAUGAAUUACCUUUUUUUUUUUCAUUUGUACCAGAUGUCUUUUUAUAUAGGUCAGUUUAGUAUAAAAUCUUGUACUGGGUUCAGAGGACAUGUAUGUGUUCCAUAUUGACACCACUACCACCACCCCCCCCCCCCAGUAUUUUUAAUGCUAUGCUUUCACACCCUCCUUGAAUAAACAUAAGCUAAAUGAGUAGAACUGGUUUGUCAGCUGAAACCUAGAUAGUACAUCUGAAACCUAGAUGGUACAUCUGAUUAUAUAUCUCCUUAAAAUUCUACACCAGCUGAUUCUCAAAGAUCUUAUGUCUAUAUCUCCACAUAUUUACAUACUGGCUGAUUUGUUCAAGAACCAUGUGUUACAACUUUUGAAAUAUUUAUUGACUUCACCUUUUAUACACAUUCAUUUGUUAUAUACUGUUAUACAGUCGGCUGUUAUAUUUCCACAGCUCAUAUAUUUGUGAUCAAUUUUACUGACUGAGGUUGUGACUCUAUGCUUGAAAUUUCUGCUCGAUUAUUUUCUUUUACAGUAUGAAUAUUUUUAUUUUUUUUGUUAUUGCAUAAAUAUGAAAAGUUUUACAGUAAACCAGUUUUCGCAUUCCUAAUGUCCAUUGAUUCCAAGAAAUGACCACAUCUGUGUCUGGGUUUUAGUUUUAUUAAAAUAUGUGUUUUAUUUUUAUUACAAAAGUUGAACAUUUUUUCCUGUCUCAUUUCUUUAGCUUUAAAUCACUGACAUAUAUAUUGUAUACCAAAAUAGUUUCUUGUAAGAAAACCAGUUGAUGUUUUCCCUCUAAUAAUAUUGACCAUGAUUAAACUUUGGACAUUAAUUUAUUUUCAUUAUCUUUUUUUUUUUAAUAAAAUUGUUAAAAACUUAAUGGUUGUCUGAUCGUGUGGUAAGCACUUUGGAUUGUCAUCAGGAUUUUUCUAAGUUUGAAUCCUGAUGGCUGUCGUUCUUGCAGGAGGUCUGGGGUAGGAUGUUAUUUCAUUUUUGAAGGAAUGUCCAAAACUUAAAAAAUAAAAUACAGUAACUAGUAAUAGUUGGAGACAACUCACAGCUUUGAUACUCAAAAUAAAAUAUUAGAUGCAUGUAAGUAAAGUUAAGUUUCCCCUUUCAGACCUCGCAAUCUACAGGGCAGAUGAUGUUAAGCUCAUCUGUUUCUAUGGCCAACGGUUAAUGAGCAGGGUGUCAAGUGGCCAGCACAACGACCAACCGCCUUUACUUUCCCCAACUAAAGUCAGGUACCCAUUAGAGUUGAGGGGACUCCGAGGCGCCCUAAAAAUCCCGAAAUUCAAAUUCCCAGUCUUAGCCGAGAUGCGAAACCAGGACUCCAGGUUCAGAAGCCAAGCACUUAACCACUCAGCCACUGCACCCCAUAUUAAAUGCAGGUAGUCUGUUAAUUAUGAGAACCUGUAUCAUUAAAAUGAUAAACGUGUAAUCUUAACCCUUAAAGUGCUGAACUUUCUUAAAAUGAGUGCAUACCCAAUUCUGAUGCUUAGAGGCUAAACUACCACACGCGUUUUGAGGGCUAAUUAAAACAUUUCUAAAGCAAUCUGUUCAUUAUGAAAAGUGUAGUACAAAUCAUUGAAAAGAAUGAAAUCUAAUUAAAGUCGUUAACUUCAAUGUAGCUGUUUGUUUUUGGUCAACUUUGUAAAUUUGUAUUAUUAAGUUAUCACUGCAUCCAGAAUUACAUUUUAGUAUGUCAUCACUUAUUUUUUCCUUGACACAUUGGCUCAGCUACUGGCCUUUUAUGCCUGACAAAAUGAAAACCAUUUUAUGGAAUUUAAAAAAAAAUAAAAACAUUAUUAUUUCAGUUAGCCAAAUGUCUAUUUGUGUCAGCUCUGUUAAGAUGGUGGAGGUGGGGGGCAGAACUGGGUAGGUCAUGUGACCAUGGACCUCUUAGUUGCCAAAGUGUGGUCUGGUGAAACACUAUUGUUCAGAAACAUUCUUUAAUUGUGGAUCUAGAUUGUCAAGUAGUUUGUUUGGAUGAUUAUACUAAGUGCAGUUAGUCAAAUCACAAGAGUCCAUGGUUCAUGCUCUGGUGAGGGUUGUCCCUUAUUUUACAAUUUUUAGUGCACCAUUUUCUCUCCUUGAAAAAUGUGGUCCCUAGUGCUUUUAUUUUUAAAAUAUGUAUGCAUUAUUUUACAGAGAAAUGGUUGGGUGCUUUAAAAGGUGGACAGCUGUGCAGGGAUUUUUUUUCAAUUUCAAUUAUAAAUCUAAGUAAAUGUAAUACCAGUCCCUAAUAGAAAUGUGUAUUAUUUGUUAGAUUAGCCAUCCAAACUUUGCUAAGCCAUAAUUCACACAUUUUCUUGUCUGUUUCCAAGCCUUGGGUUGUUUUGUGUGUUGAUAACUUGUGAUAUGGUAGGUGAUUUGAGAGUUGGUCAGUGUGGUUCUUGAUGAGGAAAUAGAACUAAACUUAGGUGCAUUCCAUACUUCAUUUGGUUUGAUUCCCUCUAAGCCUUUCAAGAUCUAUAUUCUCUAUGUAAACUUAGCCUUUGUGAUAUCCACCCAGCUGUGUUGUAUGAAUCAUACACUUCCUUUACAUUUAAGUUCAACUUUACACUUAGAUUGAGUUUUGCAAUAAACAGUCAAUAUUUUUUUGUAAACAGGGUUACUUCCCAUUUGUAUCUUGCACAUCAUAAGACCAUCAUUUUUCUAUUGUUACUCCAUAUUGUUUGAGCUGAAAACAAACUUCUGCUGGUUGAAAA
Messenger RNA from Biomphalaria glabrata, 6866 nucleotides. Its product is annotated as advillin-like. Gene Ontology annotation, molecular function: phosphatidylinositol-4,5-bisphosphate binding; actin filament binding. NCBI's taxonomy places the organism in Eukaryota, Metazoa, Mollusca, Gastropoda, Planorbidae. Gene Ontology annotation, biological process: cytoskeleton organization; barbed-end actin filament capping; actin polymerization or depolymerization. The transcript has 27 exons. The record is from RefSeq and is a predicted model, not a curated record. The coding region runs from base 125 to 2668 and encodes 847 amino acids. Gene Ontology annotation, cellular component: cytoplasm; actin cytoskeleton.